Messenger RNA from Epithele typhae, 519 nucleotides. RefSeq lists its product as uncharacterized. Lineage: Eukaryota; Fungi; Basidiomycota; Agaricomycetes; Polyporales; Epitheliaceae. The record is from RefSeq and is a predicted model, not a curated record. The transcript has 3 exons. Bases 1 to 519 code for a protein of 172 amino acids.
AUGAACUUCAGAUUGGGCGACAAGAACUUGGAGACCGCACCUGAAGGCUCACCCGUACCCACUCGAUGGCUUCGGGCGAUGCCACACGCCGCGGCGCGGCGCCGGCGCGUGGCGGCGCUGCGCUCGCGGAAGGCAGCCGCGCAGAGCAACGAGGACGAGGAGGAGCCGGUCCACGUCCUGGUGGUCUUUCACGGCGGACUGAUUGGGACGCCGAUGACGGCGCUGCUCGGGAGCCGGCGGAAGGACCGCGCGGGCAGGGGUGUGCUCGUUGGCCGGUGCUUCAACGCAUCAAUUCUGGGUUUCGAGCUGAACGAGCAGGGGAAGGGCGUGUUGGUGGAUUCUGGGUCAGCACCCAUGACGUCGUCGUGUGCCUCCACAAUGGACGAGAAAAUAUUUCUGUCGUCGUUCGUCAGCUCACAGGCGGACAGAUCGCAUGAGCAAACCAGCACAUACUGGGGAGAAAUCGCAGUGCUGGACCAUGAUGUUGCCUUGCAUGGCGGUGACGGCGACGCUGAAUGA